Thamnophis elegans (Western terrestrial garter snake) is the source of this 4027-nucleotide messenger RNA. Its product is annotated as AP-2 complex subunit alpha-1. Gene Ontology annotation, biological process: intracellular protein transport; clathrin-dependent endocytosis. NCBI's taxonomy places the organism in Eukaryota, Metazoa, Chordata, Lepidosauria, Squamata, Natricidae. The coding region runs from base 98 to 2905 and encodes 935 amino acids. Gene Ontology annotation, molecular function: clathrin-cargo adaptor activity. The record is from RefSeq and is a predicted model, not a curated record. The transcript is spliced from 22 exons. Gene Ontology annotation, cellular component: membrane coat; AP-2 adaptor complex.
GAGGCCAAUCGGAUAUGUUUGGGUCGGUUCGGUGCAGCUGGGCCAGGUUCGGGCGCGGAACGGAGCAUCGCCGUGGUCCCGAUCCUCUAUCGUCACCAUGCCGGCCGUUUCCAAGGGAGACGGGAUGCGGGGCCUGGCCGUAUUUAUCUCCGAUAUCCGAAACUGUAAGAGUAAAGAGGCUGAAAUUAAACGAAUUAACAAGGAGUUGGCCAAUAUCCGAUCCAAAUUUAAGGGAGAUAAAGCCUUAGAUGGUUACAGCAAGAAGAAAUAUGUCUGCAAGCUGCUUUUCAUCUUCCUGUUGGGCCAUGACAUCGACUUUGGGCAUAUGGAGGCAGUCAACUUGCUCAGCUCCAACAAAUACACAGAAAAACAAAUUGGCUACCUAUUCAUUUCAGUGCUGGUAAACUCCAAUAGUGAGCUGAUCCGUCUCAUCAACAAUGCUAUCAAGAAUGACUUGGCAAGUCGCAAUCCCACCUUCAUGUGCCUAGCCCUACACUGCAUUGCCAAUGUUGGCAGCCGUGAGAUGGCAGAGGCCUUUGCUUCCGAGAUCCCACGAAUCCUGGUGGCUGGUGAUACUAUGGACAGUGUGAAGCAGAGUGCUGCUCUCUGCCUCUUGCGCCUCUACAAAACUUCACCUGAUUUGGUGCCCAUGGGAGAAUGGACGUCACGUGUGGUGCAUCUUUUGAAUGACCAGCACAUGGGUGUGGUCACAGCUGCUGUCAGCCUCAUUGCUUGCCUCUGCAAAAAAAAUCCUGAUGACUUCAAGACAUGUGUCUCUCUGGCAGUAUCCAGGCUCAGCAGGAUUGUCUCUUCAGCCUCCACAGACCUCCAGGACUACACCUAUUACUUUGUGCCAGCCCCUUGGCUCUCAGUCAAGCUUCUGCGGCUGCUACAGUGUUACCCUCCCCCAGAAGAUGCAGCAGUGAAAGGACGACUGGUUGAAUGCUUGGAGACUAUCCUCAACAAGGCGCAGGAACCCCCCAAGUCCAAGAAAGUCCAGCACUCCAAUGCCAAGAAUGCUAUCCUUUUUGAAGCCAUCAGUCUCAUCAUCCACUAUGACAGUGAACCCAACCUGCUGGUACGUGCAUGCAAUCAACUAGGCCAGUUCCUGCAGCAUCGAGAGACCAACCUUAGAUAUCUAGCCUUGGAGAGCAUGUGUACUCUAGCCAGUUCUGAAUUCUCACAUGAAGCUGUCAAGACCCACAUUGAAACAGUCAUCAAUGCUCUAAAGACGGAACGGGAUGUGAGUGUACGCCAGCGAGCUGCCGACCUUCUCUAUGCCAUGUGUGACCGUACAAAUGCCAAGCAAAUAGUCUCAGAGAUGCUUAGCUAUCUGGAAACAGCAGAUUACUCAAUUCGUGAAGAGAUUGUACUGAAGGUGGCGAUCUUAGCUGAGAAAUACGCUGUAGAUUAUAGCUGGUAUGUGGAUACCAUCCUCAACUUGAUCCGCAUUGCUGGUGACUAUGUGAGUGAGGAGGUGUGGUACCGCGUCAUCCAGAUUGUCAUUAACCGGGAUGAUGUGCAAGGAUAUGCAGCCAAGACAGUCUUUGAGGCUCUUCAGGCACCUGCUUGUCAUGAAAACAUGGUGAAAGUUGGAGGCUACAUCCUUGGGGAAUUUGGGAAUCUCAUUGCUGGGGAUCCCCGUUCCAGCCCUCUGGUUCAAUUCAACCUUCUCCACUCCAAAUUCCACCUCUGCAGUGUUUCCACUCGGGCCCUACUUCUCUCUACCUACAUCAAAUUCAUAAAUCUCUUCCCUGAAACAAAGGGCACCAUCCAGGAAGUGCUUCGCUCAGACAGCCAAAUCCGCAAUGCUGAUGUGGAACUGCAGCAACGUGCCGUUGAAUACCUCAAGCUCAGUUCUAUUGCCAGCACCGAUGUCCUGGCUACAGUACUGGAAGAGAUGCCACCAUUCCCUGAACGUGAAUCUUCCAUUUUGGCAAAACUGAAGAAAAAAAAGGGUCCCGGGGCUGGCAGCGAGUUAGACGAUGGCAAAAAGGAUCCAAAUUCUGAAAUCAAUGGAGGCAUGGAUCCCUCAGGCAGCACUGCUUCAACGCCGUCCCCAUCUGCUGACUUAUUAGGUCUCCGAGCCACACCAGCGACUGCAUCUGGUGCGCCUGCCAGCACUGGCAACCUUCUAGUGGAUGUUUUCUCUGACAGCCCAUCUACCACAACUGGCCUGGCCUCUGGUGCAGAAGAUAAUUUCCUAAGGUUUGUGUGUAAGAAUAAUGGGGUGCUCUUUGAGAACCAGCUUCUGCAAAUUGGGGUGAAGUCAGAAUUCCGGCAGAACUUAGGCCGAAUGUAUCUUUUCUAUGGGAACAAAACAUCCGUCCAGUUCCAGAGUUUCACCCCAACAGUCAGUUAUCCUGGUGACCUGCAGAACCAGCUCAACAUUCAGACAAAAACAGUGGAGCCACUGGUGGAGGGAGGGGCUCAAGUUCAACAGGUCCUGAACAUUGAAUGCCUGAAUGAUUUCACGGACGCCCCCCUUAUCAACAUCAAAUUCCGCUAUGGUGGGACGUUGCAGAAUCUCACUCUCAAAUUGCCUAUCACUGUCAACAAGUUUUUCCAGGCAACAGAAAUGCAGUCGCAAGACUUUUUCCAGCGCUGGAAACAACUCAGCUUGCCACAACAGGAAGCUCAGAAAAUCUUCAAGGCAAACCACCCCAUGGAUUCAGAAGUGACAAAAGCAAAACUGUUAGGUUUUGGCAGUGCACUCCUGGAGAAGGUGGAUCCAAACCCUGAUAACUACGUAGGAGCUGGGAUCAUCCAGACAAAAGCACUGCAGGUUGGAUGCUUGCUGCGACUGGAACCCAAUGCUCAGGCACAGAUGUACCGGCUGACCCUUCGUACCAGUAAGGAGUCUGUUUCAAAGCACCUUUGUGAGCUGCUUUCCCAGCAGUUCUGAGGCAUCUACCACACCAUAGGAAGGGGAGGCCAUUCCUGCACACUAGAUGCCUCUGUACAUCUCAUCCCAACACUCUCCAAACCAGGGGCCUCCAGAAAGACUGUACUGCUCCCUGCCUGUUGUUGUGAUAACCUCUGUGUUUUCAUUGCCUAGCCCGGGCCAGCAUCAAGAGGGAUAAAUGAGUGGGGAGCAAAAGUAUGGAGCCUUGGUUGGACAAAAUCAAAUUGGGUUAGGGGAGGGAUGAUGGGUAUUGAUGCAGGGCAUUCUUUCAGCAGUAACCAUCCCCUUGGGCAAAAGGGCAAUUUUUGGAAGAAAGCUAGCUUUCGUCCCAUGCUGUAAACUGGUUCAUCUCAUUUUGGGAUGAGGCUGAAAUCUGUGGUUUUAAUUCUUCACCCAUUACCACUACUUUUAUAUGAUUUAAGCUGGCAUUUUAGUUUUGUUUACAAUAUGUACCUUUAUUUUCUCACCCACGGACUUUCCCCUUUCUGCUGUGGAAAGGGAUAGCUUCUCUGGCUCCCCUUGAGCUGGCUGGGGGGAAGGAAUAGGAUUGUGUGGGCCUAUGGGGAGGAGGGGGUAUUCUUGUAGGCAGUCGUUUUGUGUUUCUUUGCCUUGUGUGUUUUCCCCAUGGAUGGGGAUGUAAAUUCUCCUUUUCCUUUGCUAUGAUCAUUCCAGUGUUACAGUUACGUGUAUUUGUGGGAACAUAAUUUUGACAGCAUCCUGCCUCUUUCUUCAGCUCUAGAAGGAAACUACAUGAAGAUGAGAGGAAAAGAGACAGUUUAUUUCCUCUUCUGCCUCCCCUCACCAUCUUUUCAAUUCCCAGGAAGAAGUGCCUCAAGCAGGUACAAAAGUUUGGGAGAUGGACUCCAGAAUGCUGCCCUCCGUGCAUUUUGGAAAAGAGGGGAAGGGUUCAGAUCAUGCUAGUUUGGGGUUGUCCCAGCUUCCCAUGCUGGCCCGGGCUCCAUGUUACUCUGCUGUGUAGGUGUUAACUAGCGCAUCUUAGUUUAUCUGGGUUUUGAAUGCCUGUAUCUAUCUCCAUGUGACUCUAAUAAAACCGUGAGAGUGGGGGAGAGCCAGAAUCAAGCCAGGCUGGGUCACCCCCACACCGCUGACUGAUUUGUUGAA